Molecule: messenger RNA, 1335 nt
Organism: Malaya genurostris
Lineage: Eukaryota; Metazoa; Arthropoda; Insecta; Diptera; Culicidae
Product: luciferin sulfotransferase-like
Exons: 5
Coding region: 137-1138 (333 amino acids)
Biological process (GO): sulfation
Cellular component (GO): cytoplasm
Molecular function (GO): sulfotransferase activity
Source: RefSeq, a predicted model, not a curated record
UAAGAUAUUGCUUCAAUCGUACCCACAAUUUUGCUUAUCUCUACGAUGAAAACAUCUAUUCAUAUUGAGAUAUUACUCAAGCCAUGGGGUGUGCCGCAUAUCUCAAUUGCUGGUCGACAUCGCACAACGUGAGACAAUGAAUGUGAAUUAUUACGAAAUUACUGAUCCUGUAUAUAGAACCACUUGGAAAAAACGGAACCAACCAGGGUACGUUUUGGUAGAACCGACGCAAUAUUGGAAAAUUCCAAUCCGUGAACAAGGAUGGAAACCAACACCAUGCUGUCUGACUACGAGAUUCAAGGUAAUGGACAACGAAUUCAGAAAUAUGGAAAUACACAAAGAUGAUAUAUGGUUGGGGUCCUUCCCGAAAAGUGGCACUACGUGGAGCCAGGAAAUGGUUUGGCUGAUAUGCAACAAUCUCGAUUAUGAACAAGCGCGAAAAAACAAACUUAUUAUGCGUUUCCCAUUUGUUGAAAUCAACAGUAUCGCGAAUGUUCCCUCGGACUUCUUCAAGUUAGCUCGAGAAAUGCCGUCUCCGAGAUUCAUUAAAACUCAUUUACCAGUCUCUCUUCUACCGGAUCAAAUAUGGACCGUCAAACCAAAAAUUGUGUAUGUCUACAGAAAACCCAAAUCGGUGAUCGUAUCUUACUAUCAUCAUUGUGUGACUUUGGCUAACUACAACGGAACCUUGGAAGAAUUUACUCGUUCGUUUAUGCGAGACUUGCAAGUAUACACGCCUUAUCAUAAUCAUGUCAUAGAGUAUCACAAAAUUGACCACCUCGAUAACGUGCUACUGUUGAACUACGAAGACAUGAAAACGGAUCUGGUUGAAGUAAUAAGGCGGGUAUGCGUUUUCUUCAACAAAAGCUACACCGAUGAGCAGAUAACGGAAUUAUGUAACCACCUAUCAUUUGAAUCGAUGAAAAACAAUCCAUCGGUAAAUGCACAAGAAAUGGUUGAUAUGGUUUUGGCACAAACUAAUCGACUGCAAGAGAAGGACAAUAUGAAUAGACAAUUUAUCCGCAAAGGACAGAUUGAUGGUUGGAAAACUGAUUUGUCUCCAGAACUAGCUGAAGAAAUUGACGACUGGACAAGAAGCAACGUAAAAACCGCUACAUAUCAGAAGCUGUUCCUCUAGGUUAAUAUAUUGAAUUACAAUAACUUGGUAAUGGGCAUUUCAUUGAAUCAAAAUAGAUACACAACAUUUAAGCAUGGCUUUGAAGCCUUUUCUUUUUCAAAAGAAUACGUUUAUUCAGUCGACAACGAUUAGGGUGACGGUACCCCCAUUCAGUUCAGCUCCAGUCCUCAUAUCAUAUACGAAAACUAUUAGUUAGA